CUUCUGCGUCGCGUUCUCUCUGCUGGCAGCGUGUUCGAGUCCCCGGUUUCGCGGAGAAGCGAUGGAGCAAAGCCGGAGAGCCGCGCCGGGGUUAAGCACCGACCCGGUGCGCAACUUCGAGCGCUGGAAGAAGAGGUACGCCAAACGCAAAGACAAGCUGCGGCAGCAUCGCAAACAGAAGAAGCCGGAGUGGGAACUGGAGCGGGAGUCGAUUGCCGCCUUGGAAAGGCGCUACUUGGAGAUAAAUACAAAUGAAAUUACAAGAUUUUCUGAUUUCCCACUAUCCAGAAAAACUCUGAAAGGCUUACAGGAAGCUCAGUAUCGCAUGGUGACUGAAAUCCAGAAGCAGACCAUAGGUUUGGCAUUACAGGGCAAAGAUGUGUUGGGAGCUGCCAAGACGGGAUCAGGCAAAACCUUGGCUUUCAUUGUGCCUGCUCUAGAAAUCUUAUACCGCCAGCAGUGGACUGCCAUGGAUGAGCUGGGUGUUCUGAUCAUAUCUCCUACCAGAGAAUUGGCAUACCAGACGUUUGAAGUCCUGCGCAAGGUGGGGAAGAAUCAUGAAUUUUCUGCAGGUCUAAUUAUUGGUGGAAAGGACUUGAAACAAGAAUCAAGCAAAAUCCAUAAUAUGAAUAUCCUCAUUUGUACUCCCGGUCGUCUUUUACAACACAUGGAUGAAACUUCGUAUUUCCAUGCCUCUAAUCUGCAAAUGCUGAUCCUUGAUGAAGCUGAUAGAAUUCUGGACAUGGGCUUCGCUGAUACAAUGAAUGCAAUUGUAGAAAACCUUCCCAAAAAACGGCAGACCCUGCUUUUCUCAGCCACGCAAACCAAAUCUGUGAAGGACCUUGCUCGGUUGAGCUUGAAGGAUCCAGAAUAUAUCUGGGUGCAUGAAAAAGCAAAGUUCAGUACUCCAGCAACUUUGGAACAGAACUACAUUGUUUGUGAACUGCACCAGAAAGUCAAUAUGUUGUACUCUUUUCUGAGAAGUCACCUGAAUAAGAAGAGUAUUGUAUUUUUUGCAAGCUGUAAAGAGGUUCAGUAUUUGUUUAGAGUGUUUUGCCGCCUCCGUCCGGGUCUCCCUAUCCUAGCUCUUCAUGGCAAACAGCAGCAGAUGAAAAGAAUGGAAGUUUACCAUGAUUUUGUGCGCAAGAAAUCAGCAGUUCUUUUCGCUACGGAUCUUGCAGCUCGCGGGCUAGAUUUCCCUGCUGUGAACUGGGUCAUUCAGGUUGACUGUCCGGAAGAUGCAAAUACUUAUAUUCACAGAGUUGGGAGAACAGCCAGGUACAAAGAAGGUGGUGAAGCCCUCCUUGUUCUGCUUCCUUCAGAAGAAAAUGGCAUGAUUCAGCAGCUGUUGCAGAAAAAGGUUCCUGUCAGCAAUAUCAGAAUCAACCCUGAGAAACUCAUAGAUGUCCAGAAGAAAUUGCAGUCCUUAUUGGCUCAGGAUCAAGAUUUGAAAGAACGCGCGCAACGGUGUUUUGUUUCUUACCUGCGAUCUGUCUACCUAAUGAAGAACAAAGAGGUCUUUGAUGUGUUAAAGUUAUCCAUUGCUGAAUAUGCCCUCUCUCUUGGGCUUGCAGUGGCCCCUCGUGUACGAUUUCUCCAGAAAGUGCAGAAGAAAAUGCAUACAGAGAAGCCUGAAAAAGAGGGGACUGAGCAGGCUGAAGACACACAGUUUUCUUUAAGUGAUGAAGACUUAGAGAAAUGCAGGAGAAUUUUCAGUAGAACAGGCCUGUUGGGGCAACAGGAGACAGAAGGCCUCUCUGGGAAAAGCAGUCCUGAGGAGGACGCCUUACAGAGUCAAUCUGAGUUAGAAGAGCCUACAACUGUCCACGAAUCAAAACCUGAAUGCCUAAACUUUUUCGAAGAUGAUGAUGGGGAUGAUGACGAUGAUGAUGCCUCUAAGGAUGUGUUGAUUGUAAAACGGAGAAAUGUCUUUGGCUUAGAAUCAGAAGAGAAAGCAGCAUUG
Messenger RNA from Python bivittatus (Burmese python), 1963 nucleotides. The record is from RefSeq and is a predicted model, not a curated record. NCBI's taxonomy places the organism in Eukaryota, Metazoa, Chordata, Lepidosauria, Squamata, Pythonidae.